Molecule: messenger RNA, 1323 nt
Organism: Macrosteles quadrilineatus (aster leafhopper)
Lineage: Eukaryota; Metazoa; Arthropoda; Insecta; Hemiptera; Cicadellidae
Product: importin subunit alpha-4
Exons: 4
Coding region: 160-1278 (372 amino acids)
Source: RefSeq, a predicted model, not a curated record
UACAGUUUGAGUUUACACAACAUUCAACACACUGUUCAACAUAACCUAACCUGUAACUUAUUAUUGGAAUAAAUUCGAAACAAAAACCGAAACGUAUACAUAUCAAUGAUAAGUUAAAAGUGAAUUAUUAUUAGUAUUUUACAGUUUUAUUUGAUUAAAAUGGAUAGUGCAGAUAAACUUAGAGAUCAUGCUCGUUUAGCUGUUGUCGAGUCAAGACUAACAAGUCGAGAAAACAUUCUAAAAAACAAAAGAAAAUCUUUGCAGGACGUUGUAGACAACGGGAGGCUGAUAAAGAAUGAAGAAGUAACUAUUCUAGCAAACAAGUUAAAAACUAAGUCGUUAGUUCAAUUUGAAGAUUUAGCAUUACUGAAAAUAGCAUUUGUUCAAAGUUCUCAUAAUAUUGUAGCCUUUCUCAAAGUAAAAGGUGCCCUUCAUGGUUUAGUAAGAGAGUUUUCAAGUGCAAAACCUAAUUUUGAGCUGUUAGCAGCUGAAUGUAUCUGUAAUUUGGCACUUGGUGAUGCAAAAUCUUGUUUUAUUGUUGCUAAAGCAGCUGGACCUUAUCUGUUAACUACCUUAAGCGGAUUCAAUGACAAUCUGAAGGCAAUAAGUGUUUGGGCAUUAGGAAAUCUAGUCGGAAGUGACGAGAAGACGUGGAAGAUUGUACAUUCCCAAGGACUCAUGGGGAAACUAUUGCAAUUAGUAUCAGAAAAUGAUAAUCUGCCAGAUAUGAGAGAAGAUCUAAUACACAAUUCACUAACUACUUUGACUCAAUUUCUUCGAGUUGGAGCCCAACAUUUGACGGCUGAAGAAAUACAAGACACCACAAAUACUAUUGUCAGACUGAAGAACUCUACAAGCGAAGAGCUUGUCAAGUCUAUCUAUCUAUUAUCGUGUAUGGAAGCAUCAGAACCUCAACUAAUUAACCAUAAAUUACACCUGAAAUGCUUAAAUUUCCUGGUAGACGAGGACAUUACUGUUGAAACAGUUUUGAAAUUCACUGCUUGUGUCAGAAUUAUUGCUAAUCUAGCUGCGGAAAAUUCUGGGGUUUGUGCUCUGGAAAUAAUUACACAUUGGAAAAGUGUUCAAAGGAUAAUUCAGAAGAUUUCUCUAGCCACUUAUACACAUUUGAGGAUCGAACUUGGAUGGCUUCUUGGUAAUAUUGUUAACCACUCUUCAGCACAAGUUCAGAAUGAAAUAGCCAAAUUCAGUAAUGAUAUCCUACAGUAUGAUUCAAAAUGCUUAUUUUUACCACUCAACAGUGUUGUAAGCUGUGAUUAGAUUAGAGCUUCGAGUCUGAAAACUAAUAAAGGAGCUUAAAUACGA